Molecule: messenger RNA, 2559 nt
Organism: Marchantia polymorpha subsp. ruderalis
Lineage: Eukaryota; Viridiplantae; Streptophyta; Marchantiopsida; Marchantiales; Marchantiaceae
Source: the annotation of a GenBank genome assembly
GUGACUAAGGGGUUCGUUAGAUUCUUUUCUAAGAGAAAACUCACUCCACUUCAACAAAUGAGCUGAGUUAAAACUCAGAAAUUAAGUUUUACCGCUUUAAACUUCUCUCCACUAUAGCCCCACAUUAAAACGUUGAACUUUGAAAAAAGAACCAGCUGUAUACUUGAGUUAUUCGCGCAAACUUUAUUAUUAUUGCGGUAGCACUGUAUCAGGGAACUUCUCUCGAGAGGAAGCAAGCAGUGACUGAAUCUGAUACUCAAAGCUAGAAUGAUGAUUAUGGAGCAUCUUGAAGCACUUUUCAACACUUACUAUUCACACUAGUGUACAUGUUAUUGUAUCAGUCGAUCUUGCACGACCGACCAGAAUUGUAUAAUACACAUAUGAGGAGGUGGCCUGAGAGUAUUUAGGAGUUCAGAUGAGUAGAAAUAGCUGUGUUGAAACGUAGGGGAUGCAGUGGAAUGAAAACUUGCUCUUCGGAUCUGGUGUAAUCAAAUACUGCGACUCUGAUCUUGGCUCUGCUGGCCUCUCUCCGCAUGGAUAUCAACACAUUCUCAAGUGGUGGAAUUCUCCUCGAGCACAGACAGGUGCUCAACAAUGUUGGAGCACAGACAGGUGCUCCAACUCGAUUGGACAUUUCUCGAAACAGUUUUCCCUCAGAUUUCAUAUUUGGAGUUGCAUCGUCUGCAUACCAGAUAGAAGGAGGUGCUCUUGAAGGAGGAAAGGGUCCAUGCACUUGGGACACAGAAACAAGCAAGCCUGGAAGGAUACUAGAUGGGAGUACGGCAAACGUUGCUUGUGAUAGCUACCACAAAUAUCAGGCAGACGUGGAUCUUAUUCACAACAUAGGGUAUGACGCCUAUCGAUUUUCCAUCGCAUGGAGUCGCAUAUACCCUGAGGGUGUUGGAGAAAGACCCAAUCAAGAAGGUCUAGACUACUACAACCGUUUGAUUGACAGUCUUCUUAAAAGUGGGAUCAAGCCGUUUAUCACCCUCUGUCAUUUCGACUUGCCUCAAGCUCUGGUCGACAAGUUUGGAGGCUGGCAUGGCUCGGAAAUUGUACCAGCGUUUGCUGCAUACGCCGAAACUUGCUUCAAAUCAUUUGGCGAUCGUGUUCGUCAUUGGAUCACAAUCAACGAGCCGACAAUUGACCUAGCAUUCAAUGCUGGCGUCUCGGCGGCAAUGGAAGCUAAUGAAGUAACACGAUAUAAAGCUGGACACAAUAUGAUCCUUGCACAUGCACAUGCAGCCAAAAUUUAUCGCGAAAAGUAUCAGGGAUCAUCUGAUGGUGUCAUAGGGAUUUCCUUGGAUAUACAAUGGUUCGAGCCUCUUACAGAUUCGCCAGAAGAUAUCGAAGCAUCCGAGACAGCCUUGGCUUUCCGUGGUGGAUGGUUCCUGGACCCGUUCUUCCGAGGUGAAUACCCUGCAGCGAUACGCAAAACCUGGGGAUAUUCCCUGCCUUCUUUUACACCUGAAGAAAGUAGAAUCGUGAAAGGCUCAGCAGACUUUCUCGGAGUAAACUAUUAUACUGCUUACUACGUCACUUCCAAACCGUGUGAUGGGUUUUCAAACGAACCGGCUUUUCCCGUGACAAUGCCCUCCUCUGUCUACGUCGGAGAUACAAAGAAUGGAGUUCUCAUUGGCGCACAGACGCCAACAGGGUUGAGGGCUUGUCCAGACGGGCUAGCAAGACUACUGCUGUUUCUGAAAUCGAAGUACGGCAACCCUUUGAUAUACAUCACGGAGAAUGGUUACUCUGAGAAAAGAAAUCCAGAAAUGACUUUGGAGGAAUCUUUACAAGACGGAGAGAGAACAGAGUUUUUCCGAUCCCACAUUCGUUCACUACUUGAAGCACACAAAAACGGCGUGAACGUUCGGGGAUAUUUUGCGUGGACGUUAAUGGACAAUUUUGAAUGGUUAUGGGGCUAUGGAUUCCUUUUUGGAAUUUGCUACGUAGAUUUUCAGAACAAUCAAAAACGCUAUCUGAAAGAAUCUGCUCUAUGGUUUAAGAAGUUCUUGCAAAAAUAAUCCGAACCUCACGAGUCGAAAAUCAGACGCAAGAUUCAUUAUUAUUUAGGAUAUGAACAGUAGUUCGGCUAGGUAACAUAGCUGUUAGAUAUGUACUGGAAGUGAAGUCUCGCCUACUGCAACUGCAUGCGCUGUAUCUGAAAGCUCAUCCUAAACCCACGGAUACUUCUAUCUACUGGAGGGGUAUGUAAUAACCGCAAGGUUACUCGAAACAUGAGUCGGGCAAGUACAGUUGGAGCAAGAGCGGGUCCCACCAGAGAUAAAAUUCUCAUUUUUGUUCUGGAUUUCUCACGACAGUUUGGAGUUCUCCCUCAAAAGCGUUGAUAUUUUUGUGCAGAAAUCUGAUACUUCAGGAUGUUAGUCACCUGGGUAGGGCUGGAGUUCAGUGGUUAUAGGGUUUAAACGAGUACCUACCUACCUUCACGUAGGGAACGAAAGGGUGUUCUGACAGUUGGAAAACGACUUGUAGAGAUUUGUAAAUGGUAAAUGUACAGCUGGGCAGCUUUUCUGAGUGCAAACUUAAUCGAACGGUCGA